GCUCUUAGUCUCUAACCCUCACUGUCUUUUGUCUUUGUUGUUAAUUCAGUGGCUUCGUCUUUUUUUCCCUUCUAUUCGUCUUUCAAAGUCGUCGGAAACUUUGUUCUUCUUCGUGACUUCGUCCCAUUGUUCGUUUGUCUUCAUCGGAAACUUGGUUGGGACUUAGUGUUCGUUCACUUUCGUCUUUGUCUCCUACUCUUUCUGACCUCGUCUUCCUCCUAUCCAAGCUUUUGUAAACAUGCAAAGCAUCAGAAAUUCAAUCCUGAAGCACAUGAAAAUCAGAGGACCUAAUACUACAACACAGUUGUUGAUGAAGGAUGAGAAUGUCAUGGAGAAACUAACUCGUCAUUUGUGCACAUCAACAGGUAGAAGCUCCGACGAAAUAGUUGAUCGAGUGAUUGGAUUGGUUAAGAAGUUUGAUAGAAUUGACGCCUGUAAGGUUACUGAAACGGCUGAUUUCCAGAAAGAUUUAAGCCUGGACAGCUUAGACAGGGUGGAGCUUGUUAUGGCUUUUGAACAAGAAUUCUCCAUUGAAAUCCCAGAUGAAAAGGCAGAUAAGCUUACCUGCUGUGCUGAUGUAGCACGAUACAUAACUUCUCAAGUAGAGGAAAAGAAAGAGGAGAAACUCUGAGAGCAACUUCAGUUUUUUCAUCUUUUAUCAUCUUGUAAUGCCCAUUAGCCUGAUCUUUUAAUGUUAGUUCAUUUUUUGUGUGGGAUUUGAUCAUCCAUCAGGCUAUGCAAUGAUUGUAAGAGAACACAUGAGAUAUCUUUGGCUCCCAAUUGAUUUUUGAUGAGUACAAUUACAACCACCUUGCGA
Benincasa hispida (wax gourd) is the source of this 817-nucleotide messenger RNA. It is a transcript of the gene MTACP3, whose product is annotated as mitochondrial acyl carrier protein 3. The record is from RefSeq and is a predicted model, not a curated record. NCBI's taxonomy places the organism in Eukaryota, Viridiplantae, Streptophyta, Magnoliopsida, Cucurbitales, Cucurbitaceae. Gene Ontology annotation, biological process: fatty acid biosynthetic process. Gene Ontology annotation, cellular component: mitochondrion. Gene Ontology annotation, molecular function: acyl carrier activity; acyl binding.